GCCCUUUCUCUGCUAGCAUAGACUCCCUUCUAUCUUUUAUCCCGAUUUGCACCUGUACUUUUCUUCAGUGCAAUCUCCUUCAGAUACAUACAAAACUAUCAUUUUUCCAUGACACCUGAACUAACAAACGGGGUUCAUAGUGACAAAUCACACCCCAGGAGCAAUGGUUCAUUGAGCGCCGAGAAGGACCAUGUUCUGGACCGACUCAAUGACCACUAUGACCGCGACAUCCUGGAUUUUGUCCGCUAUUACGGCUGCUGCCCAGAGGCGCAGUGUGCGCAUGUCCUCGACCUCGACAUUGACACAAUAACUAUUGAGUGGUCGUGGAAAAACGGCGACGUGACUUGCAAGGAAACGCGCAAGUUUGACAUUAACAAGCAGUGGGGUCCAGCGACUACCAUGCGCCGAGUCAUGGAUAUGGCACAUGAUGCACACCGUGCACUGCUGAUGCGACGUGUGCGUGAACUGAGCUCUAAGGAUGAACGUACACCAAUUGUGUUCAAGCUACCACCCAUGCCUAUCGUUGUAGCCACCAUCGGUGGAUUUCUGGCUCUGUGGUAUUUCGCAUACACCAACCAGCAGAACCUGGUCACUCUGUGGGUUUACUGGGUGCUGCCACAAAGGCUUUUCCGCUUCAUGCUCGGGUCACUGAUCUUGGUGCACAGCGCCGAGGCCAUCGUUAUGUUCCUAGCUUGUCGCAGAUACAGGCGCCGCGAGCCGCAUACGAUGAGACUGAGCACACAGCUGCAGUAUACAUUUAGCACGCUUGUGUUUGGGUUAUUUUCAGGUAUUCAGUUCACACGCCAGGCAUUCAAGCAUUCGGACCUAGCCAUGUCUGUGCAGCUGGGUGUUGAGGAGGCAGCAAGUCAGGUCCGCUAAUAGCCUCUAUUGAAGUUCACACAUAAGCUUAAUUUCGAACAGAAUAAAAGCUGUGUUCAGCUGAAACGGUCUGCGAUUUAUG
Linderina pennispora is the source of this 961-nucleotide messenger RNA. RefSeq lists its product as uncharacterized. The record is from RefSeq and is a predicted model, not a curated record. The coding region runs from base 109 to 879 and encodes 256 amino acids. The transcript has a single exon. Lineage: Eukaryota; Fungi; Kickxellomycota; Kickxellomycetes; Kickxellales; Kickxellaceae.